Molecule: messenger RNA, 762 nt
Organism: Aspergillus wentii DTO 134E9
Lineage: Eukaryota; Fungi; Ascomycota; Eurotiomycetes; Eurotiales; Aspergillaceae
Exons: 5
Coding region: 1-762 (253 amino acids)
Source: RefSeq, a predicted model, not a curated record
AUGAUUAUACCAGUCAACCGCCAAAAUACAGACAUAGCCACACUGUUGACAUCUGCCCAACAAGUCUCUCAUCACUGGCACGCCCUGAUCCAACAGUCCGAGAAACUCCAGAUAGCUCUGUUCUUCAAACCCAACAAGAAAAAGCACCGCUGGGGCAGCCGUAAACGGAUACUGAACCCACUCAUCAAAGCAAACCUGUGGCCUGGGUUUUUCCUCAAGGAGCUCCAUACACGUCCGAGAUGGCAAUAUUGCAUCGAAAAAGAAUACUUCACUCUGAUCAACCCACAAAAGGAACACGCAUACCUUCGACAGGAAGCAAGCUGGAGACGGAUGCUCAUGUACCAACCCCCCACCUCGCACGUGGCCAUAAUUGAGCUGGAGACUACUCGGCCCAGCCCUGAAUACACGCAGAUAUUCCUCCAGCCCAAGGAUGGCGAUUUCUUACGUCUGGGUAACCUCAACACGGGUAUUAACUAUUGCGGUAUGGCUCCAUGCCAGGAUCCUUUGCUAUUCUGGUAUCAGGGUGGGCAUAUGAAGCGAAACAAGCGCCAGUAUCAAGGCGAAAGAAAAUUUUCGGUCUCCAAGUUGCUGGUGGACUGUGAUGCGGUCAUUUUUUUAUUUCUGGCUUUACAUAUCACCUGUAAACGAAUAUCAUCUAUCGACAUUGGUAAUGACUACCGACAUGCAUAUAUCAUAUGGCACUAUCUUGGAAUGGUUCUAGUCAACAUCAAAACACCACAAUAUAUCCUCUAUCGAGACUAA